UAAUUUGAAAGAUAUAUAAGUUUGUAUGUAAAAACAACUAAUUUCGUGAACUCAAAUUUUUCAAGCAAUUAAAACUUUUAUAUAACAAAAGAAGUAUGUGAUAUUAUUUUUAAAACAUCUGAAAGUGUUGUUUACAUAUGGAAAAUAAGUAAAACUUAAAAGAAAUACGCGAAUGUCAAAGAUACUCACAAAGUGCUUCACAAUUUGUAAAAGUCAAUCAACGCCCUCACUUUAGACUGAUGCGCAAGAAAACAUUAUUGUAGAUCACCACUUGAGUACUUAAAGAUCGUUCUAUUUUGUAUAAUUUAUGUAUAUAAAUCAGCUGCAGUUUCGCUAAAUUGCGGUCAAUCAUACAAGGCAGAAUCAAGUUAAUUUCGUUGCGAAACAAUAAGACCUAUUGAUCAUUUCCUUGUUCAGUGUCUGUGAAACCCUUCAAAAUUGUAAUUAAAUCAGCAUUUCAGCCGCAGUUCUAAUUUGUGAAAGAACCUAUAAAUGAAUUCUAAAAAUAAGAACAUAAAUAAAAAUCAGAUACCGUAGAAAAUAGAAGUGGGAAAUUCUCGUUCGAUUGUGUGCAAAGCAACAGAAACACAGCAAAAAAUAUUCAGAAAUGUUUUCUGAUUAUUUUCUUCCCUGUGCGCUUCAUUGAAAUAAACAAUAAUUCAUCUGGCAUAACGCCAGCGGUUAAAUGUUGAUCUUCAAUAUGACUCCCAGCCAUUCCCAGCACAAAUUUUGACAUUUGAAGAAACGUUGGGAGCUAAUCCAAAUAGUUUUGUACAAUCAAAAAAAAAUACAAAUAAUGCAAAUCGAGAAACAACAAAACAAUAAUUUACAAAAUAUAUACAACAGGUGGACUAAAAAUACUCGAAUAAAUAAAGUAUUUAAGAUUUUAUAGUAAGACAAAAAUACAUUGAUAUUGGCUAAAAUAAGCAACGUUGACUAGCAAAUUCGCAGGUUGAUAAAUAGCACAGCUGACGCUUCGGUACUGAUUCAUGCACUUAGAAAACCAUUUCACGAAAGAAAGCAAAGGCAAAUUAGCACAGAGAUUGGCAGUCCACUUGUCGUACAAGUUCAAGCAGCAGACGUCAUCACAUAUACGAAUACACAAUGUCGGAUUUGUUUAUGGAUAUGCAUCACCGACGCUUAAAUAGAGCAGCUGCUGCCAAGGAAGCAACAAGUUUCAACAGCUGCAUGAGCAAUGCGAGCAAUGCCAGCAAAUCCACAAAUAGCAGCUAUAAUUCCCAUGCGGACAACGAUUUAUUAAAUGAUGAUGAAGAUCUAUUUGACAAUAUUUUGAGUCUGAAACUAAAGAAGCCAAAAAACUGGAAAUGGGAACUGAGCACCUCACGUUCCUGUUCAAACAUUGCACUGCCACGAAUCUUACUUUACGAUCACAAAGGUAAAUUACUUGUCGAUGCCAACAGUCAGACUGAACAGGUGUUCAAACAGCAAGAAACUCCACAAUCCAAAAACGGGCAUGAAACACGCAAGCGAGCAAGUAGAGCUAGUAAAGCAGCAACCACAAAUCUGACGCACAGUAUGAGCCAAAUUCUGAACAGUGACUUUAAUGAGCUACAAAUUGGAGAAGUGACACCAUCAACUGAAUCAAAUAGUCUUAUACAUACUGUGCACAGCUUAUCACCAGCUACAACAAUACGCUCUGCAAUCGAUUUCUAUACCAAUGAUUUGCCGGAUUAUAAAUUUGAGAGACGCUCCAGUUCUUUGAAAGGUGUACGUUUUCAAGUCGACGAUGCGAAGUCUGCAACAAGUAAUAGUUUUCACAUUGUUGAUCUACCAACACCGCCUUCAACUACUACCACAGGCACAACACCGUCGUCCUCAUCUCCGUCGGGACCCAGAGAAAAGAAACGUUAUCGUCGCUCACAUAGCACAGGUCGUCCAAAUACAAAGCCGUCAUCUAUUCUAGAACGCUUCAGUAUGAGUAAAGGACGCUUCUCCUCACCUGAAUAUGCAGAUGAGCAUGAAAUCAAGCAUUCACCACGUUAUUACUUGAGCACAAGCAAGGCUGGUACUUUGGUGGUGCAAGAGGAUAGCUUCAGUCGUUAUCGUCGUCGUCGGAAACCCAAAAACUCCUCGAGUGAAAAUAUGCUAGAUGUGCUUUCACCCAAAAGUAGCACAACAAAUUCCCUCAAAACGCUUAAUACACUGAAUCCACCAAUGCAAGCUAAGUUGAAGCUAUGUGCGGAACCACAAACUGGCAGCCUACAAGAUGUUGCAGAACUACAAGAGAAAAUUAGAAAAAAGUCUUUGCCUAUAAGAAGGUAUCGUAGUGAUGGUAAUAUAUUACUACAAAAACAAUUAUCAACAUCAGAGGAUGAAGAGGAUGAUUCUAAACGCAACCGAACAAAAUAUCGAAAGCAAAGCAACAAAAGAGGUUUAGUAACAAUUGAUUCAGACAAUGGAGUGAUACAUUCAGCUGAAAGAAUGCAUGAGAGAUGACUUAGAACUAAAAAAUAAUAAUAAUCUUUUUUGAAAAAAAUACAUGUGAUUUAUGGCAGUGUUUCUCGACCCGAAACGUACUGAAGACUGUGGCAAUGUUUAAUGUGUUUUACAAGAACCGGUACCAAUAUCUUCCUUAAAUUAAAUUAUAUUGUUAGAGCAAAAAUUUCAAUAUUGCAAUGUGGCAAUGUCACAGAUACGUAACGGUCCUACGGUUGAUAAACACUGUUAUAUACUGUAUAAUAGAACCUAGAAGUACUAUUAUAUGUUGCCUUGGCUGUAAAUAAAAAAAUUAAUUUUGGAAAGUUUAUUUUAAAAAUUUUAUUUCAAUGUACCUUUCUAAAGAAACAAA
Teleopsis dalmanni is the source of this 2809-nucleotide messenger RNA. RefSeq lists its product as uncharacterized. The coding region runs from base 1105 to 2457 and encodes 450 amino acids. The transcript has 2 exons. The record is from RefSeq and is a predicted model, not a curated record. NCBI's taxonomy places the organism in Eukaryota, Metazoa, Arthropoda, Insecta, Diptera, Diopsidae.